Ailuropoda melanoleuca (giant panda) is the source of this 1024-nucleotide messenger RNA. It is a transcript of the gene MRTO4, whose product is annotated as MRT4 homolog, ribosome maturation factor. The record is from RefSeq and is a predicted model, not a curated record. The transcript has 8 exons. Gene Ontology annotation, molecular function: RNA binding. Bases 152 to 871 code for a protein of 239 amino acids. Gene Ontology annotation, cellular component: nucleolus; preribosome, large subunit precursor. NCBI's taxonomy places the organism in Eukaryota, Metazoa, Chordata, Mammalia, Carnivora, Ursidae. Gene Ontology annotation, biological process: rRNA processing; ribosomal large subunit assembly; ribosomal large subunit biogenesis.
CCUGGAGACGGCCGGGCAGGGAGAGGCGGGCUGCGGCGCGGAUUGGGUCAGGCACGCGCGAGGGCAGCUCCCGACGGCCGUCCCAGAGGCCCCCGCGCCGCCGGGGUCCUAGCAGGCAGCACCGCCUUCCGCUGCAUGUGCCUCCAGCGCGAUGCCCAAAUCUAAGCGCGACAAGAAAGUUUCCUUAACCAAAACUGCCAAGAAGGGCUUAGAACUGAAACAGAACCUGAUAGAAGAGCUUCGGAAAUGUGUGGACACGUACAAGUACCUUUUCAUCUUCUCCGUGGCCAACAUGAGGAACAGCAAGCUGAAGGACAUCCGGAACGCCUGGAAGCACAGCCGGAUGUUCUUUGGCAAAAACAAGGUGAUGAUGGUGGCCUUGGGUCGAAGCCCAGCUGACGAGUACAAAGACAACCUGCAUCAGGUCAGCAAGAAGUUGAGGGGUGAGGUCGGUCUCCUUUUCACCAACCGCACAAAGGAGGAAGUGAAUGAGUGGUUUACGAAAUACACGGAAAUGGACUUCGCUCGAGCCGGAAACAAAGCCACUUUCACUGUGACCCUGGACCCAGGGCCCCUGGAGCAGUUCCCCCACUCCAUGGAGCCACAGCUGAGGCAGCUGGGCCUGCCCACUGCCCUCAAGAGAGGUGUGGUGACCCUGCUGUCCGACCAUGAGGUAUGCAAGGAGGGCGACGUGCUGACCCCAGAGCAGGCCCGUGUACUGAAGCUUUUCGGGUAUGAGAUGGCUGAAUUCAAGGUCACCAUCAAAUACAUGUGGGAUGCACAGUCCGGAAGGUUCCAGCAGAUGGGAGAUGACUUGCCUGAGAGCGCAUCCGAGUCGGCAGAAGAAUCAGAGGGGGAAGAUGACGGCUGACAUCUUGGACACUUGAGGCCAGAAAUGUGGGACCACCACCCCGCUGGCCAAACAGCAGGGAGGGCGAGAGGGACGGACUGCUUUUCUAUGAGGAAUAAAACUGUCUGAAGGGUGACUCCUGUGGACAGCAAAGAGGACUUUUCCUAGAAAAAA